AAAAAGGAAGCAAUCCUAUCCGUCACUGCUGAGCGCUAAUGCUGCUGUCACUCCAGCCAGUCAAGUUCCCUAAAGUCCUCUGAGAAAAUCUUGGGACUUUUCACUAAAUCAUACAAAAUUUACCUUUUUUCUCCUGGGAGCCAAAUAUAUUUUUAGAGAAGAAUUAAUCUUUCGUUUCUCCAGUCGAACAUUUUCUAGCAAUCAGAGCCAUGCAAAUUGAGCUCUCCACCUGCUUCUUUCUGUGCCUUUUGCCUUUCAGCUUUGGUGCCAUCAGAAGAUACUACCUGGGCGCGGUGGAACUGUCCUGGGACUAUAUGCAAAGUGAACUGCUCAGUGAGCUGCACGUGGACACAAGGUUUUCUCCUAGAGUGCCAAGAUCUUUUCCAUUCAACACCUCAGUCAUGUACAAAAAGACUGUGUUUGUAGAGUUCAUGGAUCAGCAUUUCAACAUUGCCAAGCCCAGGCCACCAUGGAUGGGUCUGCUGGGUCCUACCAUCCAGGCUGAGGUUCAUGACACGGUGGUCAUUACACUUAAGAAUAUGGCUUCUCAUCCUGUUAGUCUUCAUGCUAUCGGUGUAUCCUACUGGAAGUCUUCUGAAGGUGCUGAAUAUGAGGAUAAAACCAGCCAAAGGGAGAAGGAAGAUGAUAAAGUCAUUCCUGGUAAAAGUCAUACCUACGUCUGGCAGGUCCUGAAAGAAAAUGGUCCGACGGCCUCUGACCCACCAUGUCUCACCUACUCAUAUCUUUCUCAUGUGGACCUGGUGAAAGACGUGAACUCAGGCCUCAUUGGAGCCCUGCUGGUUUGUAGAGAAGGGAGUCUGACCAAAGAAAGGACACAGACCUUGCACGAAUUUGUACUACUUUUUGCUGUAUUUGAUGAAGGGAAAAGUUGGCACUCAGGAAAAAAUGAGUCCUUGACACAGGCUGUGGAUCCUGCAUCUGCAAUGCACACAAUCAAUGGCUAUAUAAACAGGUCUCUGCCAGGUCUGAUUGGAUGUCAUAAGAAAUCAGUCUAUUGGCAUGUGAUUGGGAUGGGCACCACCCCUGAAGUGCACUCAGUUUUCCUUGAAGGGCACACAUUUCUUGUGAGGAACCAUCGCCAGGCUUCUUUGGAGAUCUCACCAAUAACAUUCCUUACUGCUCAGACACUCCUGAUGGACCUUGGCCAGUUUCUACUGUUUUGUCAUAUCUCUUCCCACCAACAUGAUGGUAUGGAAGCUUAUGUCACAGUAGAUAGCUGCCCAGAAGAACCCCGCAAAUGGAUGAAGAGUAAUGAAGAAGAAGAUUAUGAUGAUUUUUAUGACUCUGACAUGGAUGUGGUCAGAUUUGAUGGUGACAGCGCUCCUCCCUUUAUCCAAAUCCGCUCAGUUGCGAAGAAGCAUCCUAAAACCUGGGUCCACUACAUUGCUGCUGAAGAGGACGACUGGGACUAUGCUCCCUCAGUCCUUACCUCCAAUGACAGAAGUUAUAAAAGUCUGUAUUUGAACAAUGGUCCUCAGCGGAUUGGUAGGAAGUACAAAAAAGUCCGAUUUAUAGCUUACACAGAUGAAACAUUUAAGACUCGUGAAGCUAUUCAGUAUGAAUCAGGAAUCCUGGGACCUUUACUUUAUGGAGAAGUUGGAGACACACUUUUGAUUAUAUUUAAGAAUAAAGCAAGCCGACCAUAUAACAUCUACCCUCAUGGAAUCACUGAUGUCAGUCCUUUGCACCCAGGGAGAUUUCCAAAAGGUGUGAAACAUUUGAAAGAUAUGCCCAUUCUGCCAGGAGAGAUAUUCAAAUAUAAAUGGACAGUGACUGUAGAAGAUGGGCCAACUAAAUCAGAUCCUCGGUGCCUGACCCGAUAUUACUCAAGCUUCGUUAAUCUAGAGAGAGAUCUAGCUUCAGGACUCAUUGGCCCUCUCCUCAUCUGCUACAAAGAAUCUGUAGAUCAAAGAGGAAACCAGAUGAUGUCAGACAAGAGAAAUGUCAUCCUGUUUUCUGUAUUUGAUGAGAAUCAAAGCUGGUACCUCACAGAGAAUAUUCAGCGCUUCCUCCCCAAUGCAGAUGGAGUGCAGCCCCAGGAUCCAGAGUUCCAAGUCUCCAACAUCAUGCACAGCAUCAAUGGCUAUGUUUUUGAUAGCUUGCAACUGUCGGUUUGUUUGCAUGAGGUGGCAUACUGGUACAUUCUAAGUAUUGGAGCACAGACUGACUUCCUGUCUGUCUUUUUCUCUGGAUAUACCUUCAAACACAAAAUGGUCUAUGAAGACACACUUACCCUAUUCCCCUUCUCAGGAGAAACUGUCUUCAUGUCAAUGGAAAACCCAGGUCUGUGGGUUCUGGGGUGCCACAACUCAGACUUUCGGAACAGAGGCAUGACAGCCUUACUGAAGGUUUAUAGUUGUGACAGGAACACUGGUGAUUAUUAUGAGGACACAUAUGAAGAUAUUCCAACCUUCUUGCUGAAUGAAAACAAUGUCAUUGAACCCAGAAGCUUCUCCCAGAAUUCAAGGCACCCUAGCACUAGGCAAAUGCAAUUCAAAGCCACCACAACUCCAGAGAAUGAUGUAGAGAAGACUGACCCUCAGUUUGGAGAGAGAAUGCAGCUGCUUAAAGAACAAAGUGUCUCCUCUAGUGAUUUGUUGGUGCUCUUGGGACAGAAUCCUACUCCACAUGGAUUAUCCUUAUCUGAUCUCCAAGAAGCCAGAAAUAAGGCUAAUGAUCAUUUACCUAGAGCAGUAGAAAGAAACAAGCACCCGUCUGAAGUGGUACAUCUCACACCAGAGCUCCAUCACAGUGGGAAAAGAGUAUCUACGCCUGAGCCAGAGCUGCCGUUAAGAUUGAAUGAGAAUUUGGGGACAACUAUAACAGUAGAGUUGAAGAAACUUGAUUUUAAAAUUUCUAGUUCAUCGAACAACCUAAUGACUCCACCAACAAUUCCAUCAGACAAGUUGUCAGCAGGUACUGAAAAGACAGGUUCCUUAGGACCCCCAAAUAUGCCAGUUAAUUUUAGUAGUCAAUUAGGUGCCAUUGUAUUUGGCAAAAAUUCAUCUCACUUUAUUGGGUCUGGUGUACCUUUGGGCUUGAGUAAAGAAGAUAAUGAUUCCAAGUCAUUAGAAGCAGUUUUAACAAAUAGUCAAGAAAGUUCACUGGGAGAAAAUGUAUUAUCAGUGGAGAGUGAUAGGUUAUUUAAAGAGGAAAGAGUUCGUGGACCUGCUUCAUUGACCAAAGAUGAUGCUUUAUUUCAAGUUAAUAUCUCUUUAGUAAAGACAAACAAGGCACCAGUUAACUCAACAACUAAUACAAAGACUCACAUUGAUGACCCAGCAUUAUUAAUUGAGAAUAGUACAUCAGCUUGGCAAGAUAUUAUGUUAGAAAGUAAUACUGAGUUUCAAGAAGUAACUUCCUUAAUUCAUAAUGAAAUGUUUAUGGACAAAAAUACUACAGCUUUGGGACUAAAUCAUGUGUCAAAUAAAACUACUUCGUCAAAAAAUAUGGAAAUGGUCCACCAAAACAAAGAAGGCUCUGUGCCACUAGAUGCGGAAUAUCCAGAUACAUCGUUCUUCAAGACUCUGUUCUUGCCAGAUUCAACAAAUUGGAUAAAAAGGACCCAUGGCAAGAACUCCCUAAGUUCUGGGCAAAGGCCCAAUCCAAAGCAAUUAACAUCUUCGGGAUCAGAAAAAUCUGUGAAAGAUCAGAAUUUCUUGUCAGAGAAGAAUAAGGUGGUAGUAGGAGAGGAUGAAUUUAGCAAGGGCACAGGUCUUAAAGCGAUGAUUUUUCCAAAUAGCAAGAACGUAUUUCUUACUAACUUGGCUAAUGUCCAAGAAAAUGAUACACAGAAUCAAGAAAAAAAGUCUCAGGAAGCGAUAGAAAGGAAAGAAAAAUUAAUCCAAGAGAAUGUAGUUUUGCCUCAGGUGUAUACAGUGACUGGAACUAAGAAUUUUCUGAAGAACCUUUUUUCACUAAGCACUAAGCAAAAUGUAGAAGGUUUAGAUGAGGAGACAUAUUCUCCAGUACUUCAAGACACCAGGUCAUUGAAUGGCUCAGCAAAAAGAGCAGGGAUUCACAUGGCCCAUUUCUCAAAAAUAACGGAGGAAGCAAAUUUGGAAGACUUGGGAAAUCAAACAAAGAAAAUGCUAGAUAAAUAUCCAAGCACCACAAAGAUGUCUCCUAUUCCAAGUCAGCAGAAGGCUAUACCUCAACGUGAUAAGCGGGAUUUGAAGCAAUUCAGACUCCCACUGGAAGAAAUAAAGUUUGAAAGGGGGGUAAUUUUGAAUGACACCUCAACUCAGUGGUCCAAAAACAUGAAAUAUUUGACCCAGGGCACCGUCACACAGAUAGAGUACAACAGGAAGGAGAAAAGGGCCAUUAUUCAGUCAUUCUUAUCAGAUUGUUCUAUGAGGAGUCAUGACAUUCAAACAAAUGGCUCUGCAUUACCCAUUGCACAGGUAUCAGUAUUCCCAUCAAUUAGACCUACAGAUGUGACCAAGAUUCCAUCCCAAGACAACUCUUCUCAUCCUCCAGCAUCCGCCUGUAGUUAUAGCUUUGUGGAAAGGAGUUCUGGGGUCCAAGAAAGCAGUCAUUUCUUACAAGGAGCCAAGAGAAAUAACCUUUCUUUAGCCUUCCUAACCUUGGAAGUGAUUGGAGGUCAAAGAAAUAUCAGCGCCCUAGGGAAACGGGCCACAAACUUACUCAUGUACAAGAAACUUGAGAACACUGUUCUCUUGAAACCAGGAUUGCCUGAAGCAUCUGGCAAAGUUGUUCAUCAGGAAGACUUUUUCCAUACAAAAACUAGCAAUGGUUCUCCUGCCCACCUGGAUCUCAGGGAAGAGAUAUUCCUUCAGAAAACACAGGGACUUGUUAAAUUGAAUAAAGUAAAUAGACCUGGAAAAGUGCCCUUUCUGAAAUGGGCAACAGAAAGCUCUGAAAAUACUCCCCCCAAGCUGCUGGGUCCCCUUGCUUGGGAUAACCAAUAUGCUACCCUGAUACCAAGAGAAGAUAAAUCCCUAGAGAAGUCACAAAAACACAGAGCUUUUAAGACAAAAGACAUCAUUUUGCCCCUGGACCCUUGUGAAAACAAUCAUUCAAUAGCAGCAAUAAAUGAAGUACAAGAUAAGACCCAAAGAGAAGCCACCUGGGUAAAGCAAGGAGGGGCUGGAAGGUUGUGGUCUCAAAAUCCACCAGUCUUGAAACGCCAUCAAAGGGAAAUAACCCUUACUACUUUUCAGCCAGAGGAAGACAAAAUUGACUAUGAUGAUACUUUCUCACUUGAUACGAAGAGAGAAGAUUUUGACAUUUAUGAUGAGGGUGAAAAUCAGGACCCCCGCAGCUUUCAAAAGAGAACGCGACACUAUUUUAUUGCUGCAGUGGAGCGGCUCUGGGAUUAUGGGAUGAAUAGAUCCCCCCAUGCACUAAGAAACAGAGCUGAGAAUGGAGGUGUCCCUCAGUUCAAAAAGGUGGUAUUUGAGGAAUAUGCUGAUGGCUCCUUUACUCAGCCCUUAUACCGCGGAGAACUAAAUGAACAUUUGGGACUCUUGGGACCAUAUAUAAGAGCAGAAGUCGAAGACAACAUCAUGGGGUCACAUGCCAAGCACUGUGGGUUUGAGGGGUCCAAGAAUGGUGCAACUGACUUGGGUGUUUUUGAGACAGUGGAAAUGCUACCAUCCAAAGUUGGAAUUUGGCGGAUAGAAUGUCUUAUUGGCGAACACCUGCAAGCUGGGAUGAGCACUCUUUUCCUGGUGUACAACAAGAAAUGUCAGACUCCGCUGGGAAUGGCUUCUGGACGCAUUAGAGAUUUUCAGAUUACAGCUUCAGGACAAUAUGGACAGUGGGCCCCAAAGCUGGCCAGACUUCAUUAUUCUGGAUCAAUCAAUGCCUGGAGCACCAAGGACCCCUUUUCCUGGAUCAAGGUGGAUCUGUUGACACCAAUGAUUAUUCACAGCAUCAUGACCCAGGGCGCCCGUCAGAAGUUGUCCAGCCUCUACAUCUCUCAAUUUAUCAUCAUGUAUAGCCUUGAUGGAAAGCAGUGGCGGAGUUAUCGAGGGAAUUCCACUGGGACCUUAAUGGUCUUCUUUGGCAAUGUGGAUUCAUCUGGGAUAAAACACAAUAUUUUUAACCCUCCAAUUAUUGCUCGGUAUAUCCGUUUGCACCCAACGCAUUACAGCAUCCGCAGCACUCUUCGCAUGGAGUUGAUGGGCUGUGAUUUAAACAGUUGCAACAUGGCACUGGGAAUGGAGAGUAAAGCAAUAUCAGAUGCACAGAUUACUGCCUCAUCCCACUUAAGCAAUCUGUUUGCCACCUGGUCUCCUUCACAAGCCCGACUUCACCUCCAAGGGAGGACUAAUGCCUGGAGACCCCGGGCAAAUAAUCAAAAAGAGUGGCUGCAAGUGGACUUCCAGAAGACAAUGAGAGUCACAGGAAUAACCACCCAGGGGGUGAAAUCUCUGCUCACCAGCAUGUAUGUGAAGGAGUUCCUCAUAUCCAGUAGUCAAGAUGGCCAUAACUGGACUCUGUUUCUUCAGAAUGGCAAAGUAAAGAUUUUUCAGGGAAAUCAAGACUCCUUCACACCCGUGGUGAACGCUCUAGACCCCCCGCUGUUUACCCGCUUCCUUCGAAUUCACCCGCAGAGCUGGGCGCACCACAUCGCCCUGAGGCUGGAGCUUCUGGGCUGCGAGGCGCAGCAGCAGUACUGAGGCCCGGUCCUUCCUUCCUGGCCCCGGGCCCUUUCCUGAUUCGGGUCCAGCAUCCCUCUGAGCCCGCCCUCUGGGUCACUUCCUGCCCCACGCUGCCCACGGUGCCAUCGUUUUUCUAUGUAUUUCAAUUCCUCAGUCCCGGCAGAUAUGCCCUGAAGCCUCCCAAAUCAAUCGUCAUGUGUCCUGCGUUCUCUGGGGCUGUUGCAUCCAAUUUACCUCUUGCGCAUUUGCUGCGGCCGCUCCCAGAUUGGUCCUUCCUUCCAAGGUACUCAGGCAAAAAGCAAUGAGGAAACUCAGCUGGAAAGCAUUCUCCUCUGGACACGGCCACCACUUCCUCCUCUGUGGUGACCAAGAAAGGUCAUGAUCAUACUAGGCUUCUAAAGGACAUAUUUUUAAUAUUUCCACAGAAAAAUGAGGAAAAUCCAUGGCUCUCUGGGAUAGGAGAUACAACAUUGUAAUUCUAAUCAUGCACUCAUUUUACUCCCUCCUCAGCUAAUUUCCUGCUGAAACGACACAACAAAAUGUACCAGGAAAUUCUGUACCCUAACUGCCCAAGAGGAACCCCCACCUCGCCCCACCCCUGACAGAUAAGGUUGGGAAUGGCUUACUGUCCUGUAAAAGUCCAUUAAGGUUAGAGGUUAAUUUACAGAAAUCAAUAAGGUGAUAUGGUUUGACUCCCUGUAAAAGGUUAACCACUUUUAUGUCUAACUUAAUCAUCUUGUUUUGGCAUUCUUUUCCCAUUGACCACAUACAUCUUUAUUUUUCAAAUGCUCUUGGAACCAGCUCUUUUGUCUUCCCGCUGGUUCCCUCAAUAAUCAGUUAAACAAAACAUUGAUGUGUGAAAACAAAUGCCUUUGAGAGUUGUGCUUUUAUACUGGAAAUAAAAAUGUGAACAAUGAAAUUUUAUAAUUUAUGAGGUGAAGCUAACAUUUAAAAAAUUAGAAAUGGAGCCUUGAUCCAGUAGCAGAGAGAGAGAUUCUUAACCUUGACAUCCAUUAGCACUAGAAGGCAUAAAGGCAGUAGUCUGGCCUCUGGCCCAUCCCACAAACCCCCCUUUUAUAAGUUUUCUAGAGGUUGUGACCAACCAGAAUCCGGGAGAGGCUGCAGCAGAACGUAGUGAACCUAAUGUGAGAAAUGCUGUACUUGCAUCACCCAGAUCUCCUGGGAUCACUUUUACGAGUUCAGUGUUUGCAAUCAUACUCCAGCUGAUUUGGCUAAUGGGGGGGCCUGUACUCAGAAACCUACAAGACCCUGAUGAAGAUGACACAGAUGGACAAAUAUACUGUGUUUAUGGAUUGGAAAAA
Molecule: messenger RNA, 7972 nt
Organism: Delphinapterus leucas (beluga whale)
Lineage: Eukaryota; Metazoa; Chordata; Mammalia; Artiodactyla; Monodontidae
Source: RefSeq, a predicted model, not a curated record